AUGGAUCCGAUUAACAGCCAGCAUGUUCAACUUGAAAACAAACGAACAGUUAAAAAAGAACCAACGCAAGAAAAGCCAGCAGUAAAAAAACCAACAAAAAAGCCAGUAGUAAAGAAAAGGCCAACACCAAAGAAAAGGCCAACACUAAAGAAAAGGCCAACACCAAAGAAAAGGCCAACACCAAAGAAAAGGCCAACACCAAAGAAAAAACUAGCACCAAAGAAAAAACCAGCACCAAAGAAAAAUCCUCCUGUUGUAAAAGCACCAGAAGGAAAGAAAACGACAUCGCUACAACCAGUAGCUCCUGCCACUCCUGCCAUUCCUGCCACUCCUGUCAUUACUACUACUUCUGAUACUCCUUCCACUCCUGUCAUUCCUGCUACUUUUGACACUCCUGAUCCAACUACAUCGAUACCGACAUCAUCUACCCAUUUACAACAAAAAGCUCAAACUAAAACUUCUGAUUCCAACGUUUCCGUAAAAACUCCCAAUACAUCUUUAGAAAAUAAAUCAUUAUCUGAUUCUGAAAACAAUCGGGUUGUUACUAGUAAUAUUAGUGCUACCGGUUGGGCCGGCAUUGUUAUGGGAGGUUUGGUUGUCGCAGGUUUAAUAGGAUUUUUUAUUAGACGCAAGUUUACUUCUAAACGUUCCAAUGGAGCUUCUGAAAGAUCUAUUGGUAAUGGUGACGAUGAUGACAAGUUCAAAGAUUUCACUUUGGUUGUGCCCCCUUCUCAAUUACCACCAUCAUCAUCAAAUGGACCUUCUCAAACAUUCCAAGGACAUGUGGUUAUUGAUCAUGAAGAAAUAGAAAAAAUGACAAGUGGCAUGGACAUUGGUGAUAAUAUUGGUUUUUCACCACUCAUUGGUCACGGUGGAGAGCUAACAUCAACAUCAAACUAUAUUGAAUCACCAAUAAUAAAGCCAUCACAAGCUUUAUCUCCUCCUAGUCCUAUAUUUAAUAUGAGCGAUAUUAUUCUUCAAAUUGAAAAAAUAGAAAUCCCCGACACCACAGACAAAUCAUUGCCUCCACCUCCUGCAAUUUCUCCUAGAAUUUCAAUAGAAGAAGAAAAUUAUCAUGAAAUACCAGCGAAUAACAACAAUGUUAACAUCAAUAAUGAGAUGAAUACUACACCAAAAUCAUUUAAAUCUAAUAAAAAUAAAAUUCCUACUCCAUUAAAUUUAAAUAAUCAAGACUCUAAUAAAUCUAUUGAAUUUAUAAAACCUUUGGUCACUCCAACAACCGUUGUUACCCCUGUACAAUCAAGUAUGAAAAUAGAAAAGGUCGAAUCACCAUUACCAACAAAUCAAUUCCCACUUCCCCCUCCAUCACCAAGAAUUCAAUCACCACUACUAACACCAUCUUCACCAAUUAGAGAAAAAGAAGUAGCGAAAGAGGAAGACGACGAGGACUAUGAAUUAGUGAUAGAGGAACCAGUGAAAGAAGCGGAAGAUAAUGAUAAUAAUGUUAAUGAUGAAAAUGAAAAUGAUGAGAAAAGUGAACAUGAAGAUGAAGAAAAAAGUGAAUAUGAAGAUGAAGAAAAAAGUGAAUAUGAAGAUGAAGAAAAAAGUGAAUAUGAAGAUGAAGAAAAAAGUGAAUAUGAAGAUGAAGAAAAAAUUGAACAUGAAGAUGAAGAAAAAAUUGAACAUGAAGAUGAAGAAAAAAUUGAACAUGAAGAUGAAGAAAAAAUUGAACAUGAAGAUGAAGAAAAAAGCGAAUACGGAGAUGAAGAAAAAGAUGAACAAAUGAUGGACAAAGAACAAAACCAACAAGAGCUGGUUUCUGACCCUAUUAUAUCUGAUUUUGUAACACCUUCUCAAUCAAAUAUGAAAAUUGAAAUCAUUGAUAAUGAAAUCCCCAUUACAAUAACUACAAAUAUAAAACCAAAAUUAUCUCAACCAACAGGAUUUGUUAAACUUGGUUCAUCAGAUUUGAACAUCGCAAGGAAUAGUAGUUCAGGCCUAAAUAGUCUUAAAGCAUUGCCAAUUUCUUCCACCACAAGACCUUUCGCUAAACCAACAACAGCAACAAACACUUCUUCAUCUGGAAUUUUCAGAGGUCCACCACCACUGCCACUAUUUGAUAUCGAAGCAUUGAAACGACAUGCUGAAAAAGUAAAAAACGUGAAGGCUACUGUUGUAGCUAAGAAACAAGUACAUAGUGAUAGUAGUGAUUUGGACAAUAAUACCAAUAAAGACACAAAUGAUGGUGAUGACAAAGAGAAAAAUGGCCCAACUUUAGCACGUAAAAAGUCAGUACGUUUCCAAUCUAAUGACGACAUCACUGAAGCAGCUCCUCAACUACCAUCAACUAUAACCACUUCUGCACCUGAAAAAUCUAUCAUGAAAAAGAAUAGUAUUGUGAGUAUAAAG
Messenger RNA from Entrophospora candida, 2370 nucleotides. The record is from the annotation of a GenBank genome assembly. NCBI's taxonomy places the organism in Eukaryota, Fungi, Glomeromycota, Glomeromycetes, Entrophosporales, Entrophosporaceae.